AGCCCAGAUCCUGUGUGCACACACCUGGUGGAAGCGUCAGUCUGCCCUGUGUUCAUUGGGCUCUAGUAAAUCAAUAGGCUCACCCGCUGCAAGGGUUGCACAAAGACUAGGGAGGAGGUCAUUUACAAAUAUACAUGGAAAUCUGUUUAGAGCUUUUCAACUGAAAAGAAUGGCCAAAUUUGAAACACUUAUGCUUCUCUAUCAGAGGAGUUGUUGGAAAAUUGCCUCAAUUAAGGAGCAGGAGAAAUCCAGGCUUCACGGACAGUUGUGUGUAGUACAACCUGGGGGCAGCAAAAAAAAAAAAAAAAAAAGGGGGGGCCUUGCCCAGGGUGCUGUUAAUGCAAGAACCACCACUGUGAUGCAGCAUGGAAUAAAACCUAUCACAAUAAAUAACCAUAUAAGACCCACACAUUAAGGCCACAAUAUAUAUGUAUAAAUAUAAGAAAAUACAGCAAUGUGGCUUUAGAGGUUUCUUGCCCAGCGUUUUGUUCAGAAGGUUUGAUACUAAUUCAAAUGCGUGCCCAGAAUUUAAUCGAGCUGAAAUGAGUACAGCCAGUCAGCAGUCAGCCUACUUUCCCCGGGUUUCUCCACUGACAGGCGGGGAGCAGCAGGAAAACUGAGAGACUAGUCUUUCUCGUUGCAGUCCCGCUGCUGUGCCACUGCGCAAACAGUCUCCGCCGUUCAGGGAUAGGUCUCCCCCAAAAUGAGGCUGCGCUCGAAACGAUCAUGCGAUUGAGUGACGAGCGCGUCAUGCUUGUCUUCCUCCUCCUCUGCUCUGUGCGAUCAGUGGCUCUGUGUUCCGCAAUCCCCCGGGAUACUGUACCGCCCUCGAUGGCUCUGCUAUCGCCGUUCCGUUCGCACUGAAUGGCCGGCCGGAUCGAGGAAAAACGGGGGGAGAGAGCGCUGCGUCUCCUCCUUUAGACCAACGCUCUGCAUCAGCUUCCCAGUGAGGGGCAAACCCUUUGGUGGUGUGCGUAGGCGCGCCAUGGCCCAGACCCUCCAGAUGGCGAUCCCAAACUUUGGCAACAACAUUUUAGAGUGUCUGAACGAGCAGCGACUGCAAGGCCUCUACUGUGAUGUCUCUGUUGUGGUCAAGGGCCAUGCCUUCAAGGCACAUCGAGCUGUUCUGGCAGCCAGCAGCUCGUAUUUCCGGGACCUUUUCAGCAGCAGCACCAAUGCUCCGGUUGCUAACAGCAACGAGACGAGCCCCACUGUUGUUGAGCUCCCUCCAGCUGUGCAGCCCCAGUGCUUCCAGCAGAUUCUGGCUUUCUGUUACACAGGCCGCCUCAGCAUGACAGUGGGAGACCAAUUUCUUCUCAUGUAUACUGCCGGCUUUCUUCAGAUCCAGCAGAUCAUGGAGAAGGGCACCGAAUUCUUCCUCAAGGUAAAGGUGUCUUCCCCAAGUUGUGACUCCCAGGGUCUUCAUGCCGAGGAAGCUCCAACCUCAGAGCCGCAGAGUCCUGUAACACAGACCAGUAACAGUGCACCACGUCCUGCCUCCAGCGUGACGCCGCUCCCUCUCGUUUCACGACUUAAGACAGAGCAGCCAUCCAACCAGACGGAAGCCGCCACUCCUUAUUCUGUGGUUUGCACUCCUGUUGCCAAGCGGCUGUGGGAGGGCGGCAGCACCCGCGACGGAGGCGGGUUAGGCUCGGGUGGCGGCGGUGGAGGAGGAGGGGCCAGAAAGGCGGCCCGUUAUUCCCAGGAAGCGGUGCGGGGCAGUGCCAUCCAGACCCCCGUAGCUCUCGGACUGGCCAUGGGCAUGAACGCCACUACAACCAGCCUGGCAGGCAUGGUGCCCAGUGGUGGGAUUGGUGGAAAUGCCGGCACCAACGGGAAUUCUGCAGCUGGGCUCGGAAUGUCAGAGGGUGCCAGCCCCGGCACACUGAGUACCUACGCUAGUGACUCACCCAUCAGCUACCAUGACGAUGAGGAGGAAGAAGAGGGAACAGACGAAAGUGCCGAGGAGCAGUACAGGCAGAUCUGUAACAUGUAUACCAUGUACAGUAUGCUCAACAUGGGAGCAGCAGCAGCCGGGGAAAGAGUCGAGGCCCUUCCUGACCACAUAGAGACUCGAGGUCGGAUGCGAGGCCGAGACCUUACUUGUCUUCCUCCAGAACUUAUUGCUCAGAUAGGAAACCGCUGCCAUCCCAAACUGUACGAGGAAGGAGACCCUGCUGAGAAACUAGAGCUAGUCUCAGGAACUUCUGUGUAUAUUUCGAGAGCCCAGCUAAUGAACUGUCAUGUGAGCGCAGGGACGAGACACAAGGUGCUGCUGAGGAGGCUGCUGGCUGCCUUCUUUGACAGGAAUACUCUGGCCAACAGCUGUGGGACAGGGAUCCGCUCGUCCACCAACGACCCUAGCCGCAAACCCCUGGACAACAGAGUACUCCAUGCGGUCAAAUUUUAUUGCCAGAAUUUUGCCACGAGUUUCAAAGAGAGCGAGAUGAACGCCAUCGCAGCGGACAUGUGCACCAAUGCCCGCCGCGUGGUGCGAAAGAGCUGGAUCCCCAAGCUGAAGCUGCUGAUGGCUGAGAGCGACGCCUACUCCUCCUUCCUCCCCGACGGAGUCAAGACAGAGGACGAAGCCCUGGGGGCGGACCAGGCCUUCGAGCCCGCCUCCCUGGAGGCCACCGGCGGCGCCGGCAUGGAGUCGGGCGGCUCCUCAGGUGAAUCUCUGCCAGGCGUGGGUGGGGAUGGAGUACCGUUGUUCUAAACGCUCAGCCCCUGGAAAGGUUUAAGUCUGGUGACGCACGUACCAGUACCCCCACUCCCCGGUUGUGCUUGCCUCCUCACUCUUUGGCCCCUCCCUGAUCUCUCUUUACAUCUCUGCUGUCUGUACAACAGUCCUUGGGGCGACAGCCGUCACUCCGUUAUAACCAGGACGUAAAAACUCACAACUUUUUUUUUUUUUUUUUUUUGCUUUAUGACUGUAAAACAGAGUUAGUGGAGUAAAAGGAUGCUUGAGCGUUUGUCCUCUACCUCCCCUCGUCUCAUAUGGUGUGCAAGUGCAGCCACGGUUGCAUUUAAGAUACAUUCCCCGAGGUGCAGGUAGGGGGCGCUACCAGUGCAGCCAGGGGAAGAAGGGAGCGAUGUUUUGGCAGGCUGGGAGCAGAGGUGACAAAAAAAAAAAUAUGAAUGUAAGUGUCGCUGGCUUUUUUUCUCUAUGCAAGCCUGACAACUUGUGUUCCAGCCUUGGAAAUAGAACUAAAUUUAACUGUAUUAAAACACAAUAACACUACUUAUUCCUCCUUACAUCUUCCUCUCAACCCACCUCACCUCAGAGUGUUUCACUGUGCCGCAUAUUGUAGAAAUAUUCUCAACUUUUUUGUAAACGUGCUCGCAUGUUUGUGUCUGUGAACUGAAAAUUAAAAUUUGGGGAUGGAAGGAGGGGAGCUUUUUACUAAGAUGAUUGUAAAGAGGACUGAGAGGAAACAGGUAAACAAAGAUGGUUCUAUUUUCAGAAGAAAAACUAUAUUUAUACAGGCGCCGAUGCCUAAAUCGGUGUGAGCGACGAGAGCGAGGGUGAUUGUUUUAAAAUCUCCACGUAAGUAAGCUUCUGUCGAAAGAGUUAUUGUCAAAUGAGAGGAAAAGUGCUAUUUUUGCAGGAGUAUAACAAAGGAGUCUUAUGAUAGGAAUUUGUGUCAUUUAUUUUUAGCUUUAUUUUCAAAUGAAAGAGAUGGAAUGAGCAGUUGAACUGCUAAAUUUGACACAUUUCGUCUUCUGUUCACCAGCCUGAAAGGAAAUAAUUUCGAACAUUUUAGUUGGAUUUCACUGUCCGUUAAAACCCUUCCUUAGGUUGUGGAUCUGCAGCUUUGAUAAACCGCUUGCUCACAAUCCUGAAGAUUACUUGCAGAAACUCAAAGGUUAUAUUGAUCUCGAAAAACAAAACAACAACAAAAAAAAAAACUGUUAGCUUUGUCUUUGUACAGAAAUUACAAAAAAAAAGAGUCAGUAGUAGUUAUCAGACAAAAGAAUGUGCCUUUUAACUGAAAGCAGUAAGAAAAAAGCGAGCUAUUGCUUGAAGUAAACCGAUUUUAAUGGUACUAUCUGUGUGUGCCACGUAGUUCUUUGGUGUGGAUUGUACAGAUGUGUGUCAGUAUCUUAUCCGUCGCACCUCUGCAAUGUAGGAACUCGGAAAGGCUUUUAUUUUGGACUUUGAGAUGACUUUGCACCUUCCAUGAGAGACGGAGAGAGAAAUGCGGGUGGUUUCUGCACCUUAAUGAAAAGAACCAGUGGUUCGUGUAUCUUUUUGAGAAACGUGUAGCAAUCAAACCCCUGUAGGUGGAGUAUGUCUUUUAAUUUAUCCCUCCCUAUGCCUGCCUGUGUUUCUUGUAGAUGACCAAGGAGUUAAACCCCAAGUGUUCUUCCUGUUGUUUUGCACCUGAUUUGUCUGAUUAGAAAAAAAUGUCGACAACCAGUGUUCUUUUUUUUUUCUUUCUUUUAUUUUACUUUUGGUUUUUUUCCCCCCCAAAUCUGAAAGUUUGUUUGACUGAAUCCUUUUGAAUGCAUGUCAGUACAGGGGACUCACUUUUCCUGUUGCAGGUGAACUGACUUAGAAUGUGCCGUUAACCUUUUAUAUUAUUUUGCAGGCGAUUACGGGGGAAUCCGUCUUUCUUUUCAAAUGCAGUUGAAUCUGAAGUGCUUUUUUGUCUUGCAGAUUACAUUGCUGGGAGCGUCACAGAUGCAUAAUAACUCAACCUCUUUUUGUCAUUGUUCAAAAUGCAAGACUUGACUUAGAUAGCUCAACUAGGGUCAGUGUAGAGAAUUAAAAAAAUGCAGUAUUGUGUAAGGGUGACAACUUCAAAAACCUCACUUUUUGCUUUCGACUGUAAGUGCCACGUGGGCACGCCUCCCCCCGUUUACCUCUCCACCAUCUUUGAAGACUGUUGUGAGCUUCCUCUCUUUCACGCUUCAAGUUGGUGUCACGUUUCACUUCCACCAGCCUAAUCAUGCGUUUCUGAGAGGCAAAGAAGAGGUUCAAGCUGUUCGGCCAGAAUUAGAAGUUGCAUCUCUCGUUUGUUUAUUUUCGUAAAGUGCAGCACAAAGAAGCCUUUGCAGCGAGCUUGUUGUAGACUGGUUCACGCUGCAUAGUGACCCACUGAGCCAUUUGUAAUCUGUUCUGAUUCAUAGCAGAUUGACUUCUCGCCGGUGAGUCAUCCAUGUUGGUACGACACUCCGGCCCAACCCAAGUACAGAAAAUCUCCACAUCCUACUUGAUUAGUAGUCUAAUCAGGUCUCUAGAUUAGACUACUGAUAAACGCUGGUUUAGGCUCAAGUGGAAAGAAGUAUGACAUGUCAGCUUUCAAAGGUCCCUUUCUCACGAUGUUUUAUCUCAUUUUUUGAGAACUGAAAGCUUUUUUUUUUCUUUGUUUGUUUUUGUUUGUUGAACAUUAAGAACAAGCUGUAAUUUGCGUAGUUAUAUUUUAUUUUUUUCACAUCCCAGAACAUGUAGACCUACACACUUGAAUGAAUAAGUUGUGGCACAGCAUGAGGAGUCUUUUUGUCUCUAAGCAGUACAUAUAUAAAUACGAUUCUAUACAUGUAUAGAUACAUACUGUAUAUUAUAUAUAGACACACACAUAAGGAUCCGAUUGUUUGUUGUGCACUCGCAGCAUGAGGUAUAUAUUUACCCAGAAACUAGGCGCUUCCCCGCCGCCCCUGCUCUUUGCCCUCUGUAACCCUGUAGCACCAGUGGACCUCCUGUACUGCUCAUCUUCCUUCUUUCUGUGUUCAAAGUGCCAAUAACUUUGUGAAAGCCCUGUAACUGUGACCCAACGUUAUCAAAGAUAAUUGCACAUUAACAACUGUAAAAUAAAUGCAAAUUAUAGAAAUGGAAAUCAAAAUGAAACUUGUCAUGAAUUAAAAAAAAAAAAAAAACAUCCUAAUAAAAGAUUUGUAACGA
This is a messenger RNA of Xiphophorus hellerii (green swordtail), 5905 nucleotides long. It is a transcript of the gene nacc1a, whose product is annotated as nucleus accumbens associated 1, BEN and BTB (POZ) domain containing a. Bases 986 to 2716 code for a protein of 576 amino acids. The record is from RefSeq and is a predicted model, not a curated record. Gene Ontology annotation, molecular function: protein binding; DNA-binding transcription factor activity, RNA polymerase II-specific; RNA polymerase II cis-regulatory region sequence-specific DNA binding. Lineage: Eukaryota; Metazoa; Chordata; Actinopteri; Cyprinodontiformes; Poeciliidae. Gene Ontology annotation, biological process: regulation of transcription by RNA polymerase II. The transcript has 8 exons.